Molecule: messenger RNA, 656 nt
Organism: Hevea brasiliensis (rubber tree)
Lineage: Eukaryota; Viridiplantae; Streptophyta; Magnoliopsida; Malpighiales; Euphorbiaceae
Exons: 2
Coding region: 182-478 (98 amino acids)
Source: RefSeq, a predicted model, not a curated record
UUAUGCUUUCCAGAAUCUGAUCCCCACUUCUUUACUCAUCCAUAAAUACAAUUGUCUGGUCCCUCACGGAUCAUCACUUGUUUAACCUCCUUGGAAUCUCAAAACAGAAACUGUCAUCACCAAAGUUACAACAUUUAAGCAGGGCAGAUAUACUUUAUCCCAAAAUAGCUGGCGACCAAAUAUGAGCCUAGCAUGUCUUGUAUGCCAUAGCGUUGAAAGUCCAUCACACUCUUUUAGAAGCUAUUCAGUCUCAAGCUCUGAUAAUAAAGGAAGGUGUUCUGCCAUUGCAAACUGCAUAACCAGGAAGUUAUCUCUUCCUCCUCCAAGAGCAACCAUUGCAUCAACAUCCAAAGUGACCCCACAACCAACCAAUACAAGUCAUGAAAUGACAGGACCCCCAAGACUAGUCCGAAGCCGUGCUGUGAGAAGGGAUUUGGUGAGAGAUUGGAAUUUUGAUGGGGUAGUGAUGGAGCAUUAGUUCCUUGGAAAAGAAUGCAGGUCUAUCCACUAGUAGUAUGACGGUAUUAGAGCUUUAUUUAGCUGUUUUCUCUAGAUCGUUCUAUGACGGGUGCAAUUGAACUCACUUUUCAACUUGAAGAGUUGGAGCAUUUGUGACCAUUGUAGGAAAAUUCAAUAUAAAACGUUGUUCAUAUUUC